AAGAUCCGAUCUCCCCACCCCUCGCUUCUUCCUGACCUCUCAUCCUCGCCCUGCAGCCCAAAUCCGCGCCACCGAUGGCCCUCACGGGCCUCACCGACGCCACGGCGCCCGCCGCCGACGCAAUGCCGCCCGCCACCAAGGACGCCGGCGGGGACGUCCGCAUGAUCUCCUCCAAGGAGAUGAGCGCGCACAACGCCGCCGACGACCUCUGGAUCUCCAUCUCCGGGGACGUCUACGACGUCACGCCCUGGCUGCGCCGCCACCCGGGCGGCGAGGUCCCGCUCCUCACCCUCGCCGGCCAGGACGCCACCGACGCCUUCAUGGCCUACCACCCGCCCUCCGUGCGCCCGCUGCUCCGCCGCUUCUUCGUCGGCCGCCUCUCCGACUACACCGUCUCGCCGGCCUCCGCCGACUUCCGCCGCCUCCUCGCGCAGCUCUCCUCCGCGGGCCUCUUCGAGCGCGUAGGCCCCAUGCCCAAGGUCCAGCUCGCCGCAAUGUCCGUCCUCUUCUCCCUCGCCCUCUACUGCACCCUCGCCUGCGCCUCCACCGGGGCCCACCUCUUCGCCGGCGGCCUCAUUGGCUUCAUCUGGAUCCAGUCGGGCUGGAUCGGCCACGACUCGGGCCACCACGAGCUCACCACCCACCCGGCCCUCAACCGCCUCAUCCAGAUCAUCACCGGCAACUGCCUCACCGGCCUCGGCAUCGCCUGGUGGAAGUACAACCACAACACGCACCACAUCGCCUGCAACAGCCUCGACCACGACCCGGACCUCCAGCACCUGCCGCUCUUCGCCGUCUCCACCAAGCUCUUCAACAACAUCUGGUCCGUCUGCUACGAGCGCACCCUCGCCUUCGACGCCAUAUCCAAGUUCUUCGUCAGCUACCAGCACUGGACCUACUACCCGGUCAUGGGCUUCGCCAGGAUCAAUCUCAUGGUGCAGUCGAUCGUCUUCCUCAUCACGCACAAGAAGGUGCAGCAGCGGUGGCUGGAGGUCGCCGGAGUCACCGCGUUCUGGAUUUGGUACCCCUUGCUGAUCUCCACCCUGCCGAGCUGGUGGGAGAGGGUGGCGUUCGUGCUCGUCGGCUUCUUCGUCACGGGGCUUCAGCAUGUGCAGUUCACCCUGAACCACUUCUCAGCCGAGGUGUAUCUCGGCCCACCAAAGGGGAACGACUGGUUCGAGAGGCAGACCGCCGGCACGCUCGACAUCAAGUGCCCGCCGUGGAUGGAUUGGUUCCACGGCGGCCUGCAGUUCCAGGUCGAGCACCACUUGUUCCCUCGCCUGCCCCGGCAACACUACAGGAUGGUCGCGCCGUUUGUGCGCGACCUCUGCAAGAAGCACGGGCUGCAUUACGGCGCCGCGACGUUCUGGGAGGCAAAUGUGAUGACGGUCAAGACGCUAAGGGCUGCAGCAAUGCAGGCUAGGCAAGCCACUACCGGUGCCGCGCGGAGGAAUUUGGUCUGGGAAGCUGUUAACACUCUUGGAUGAGGUUAUCUGAGUACCAGGCAAUUGCUAGCAUUAUCCAGGCUUGUCGGCAUGAAGUUAUCUGAGUGCUUCUCGAUUGUGUAGAGAGAUUUGAUCCUUUCACCUGUUGGAGCUGUAUCGGAUUUUUCGUGUUUCCCGAGUGAGUGACUCUCUUCUGCAGUUGAAGAGCUAGUUGUUCAUGCUUCAAUUGUCUACCUGUACACCACAUUUAGGUUCUCCCUGUCACGGUAAACCAUUACAAUAGCAAUUGCUUUAUAUCAUUAUAAUUAAUUUA
Lolium rigidum is the source of this 1758-nucleotide messenger RNA. Its product is annotated as delta(8)-fatty-acid desaturase 2-like. Gene Ontology annotation, cellular component: membrane. NCBI's taxonomy places the organism in Eukaryota, Viridiplantae, Streptophyta, Magnoliopsida, Poales, Poaceae. The coding region runs from base 75 to 1487 and encodes 470 amino acids. The record is from RefSeq and is a predicted model, not a curated record. The transcript has a single exon. Gene Ontology annotation, molecular function: oxidoreductase activity, acting on paired donors, with oxidation of a pair of donors resulting in the reduction of molecular oxygen to two molecules of water. Gene Ontology annotation, biological process: lipid metabolic process.